AGAAAUGAUGACCACAACACCAGUUUGUGAUGUAAUUAGAACUGAGCAUGGCAUUGUAUGGUAUAUUAAACAGAAUUUUACCACUCUUUUAUGCCUGGUUAUCAUAACUGUCUUCCAGUUUUGUUUAUUAUGUUGGCUGCUAUACUUCAUGUCAUAUAAUGUAUUAUGUCGUUGUAAAAAUAAAUUGGAGCGACAUUACUACAAUUAUGGAGAAGACGUGUCAGUGACAACACCUUUGAUUGGCACAAGUAACAGUGAAACCGAAACCACGUCCCAAUUUAUGACUGAAUCUUCUAAUGUGGACAAGAAAAUACAAUGUUAUAAGUCUUGUCAGAGGCACCAGGCAAAGGUUAGCCUCAGCGAUGACAUUUUAUCAAAAUGCCUUAAUCGUAGGAAAUGGGAAUUAAAUCAGACAAAAUCACAUGAUAUUUCACCCGAAUUUUCACCAUUCAAUGUAAACACAGACGCUAAAAGGGGCGUUAUGCAAGUUAGCGAGUACCAACAAUAUAGUGUCUAUAAUACUACAAAUAAUGCUAUUAAUCAGAAAGUAAAUUACGAAAACGAAAAACUUAAAGUUAAAAAGAAUUCUAAUAGUAAAUCCAGUAAAUUGUUGAAAAAAUCUUUGCACAAACCCGAAGUUAAAUCAGGGGAACCCAAAGAAUACACAGACUCCGAUAUUGUUCUAUCUGAACGGAUUUUAAAAUGCCACAGUUUUAACUACAUGGGUGAAGAACCACAACCUGAUUUCACAAAAGCCUCCUCAGAUUGUUUUUACGAUCAUAAAUGUGAUAGUACACAGACGUCCUUACAUCGGUCACAGGCCUCUGAGAAUGAAUAUAAAGAUGAAAACGUCACAGGCUUUAUGCCAGCUAAUGAAAGCCGUGAAGUUUUCACAUGUCCGAAAGUAAAAUGUGAGAUUAGAAGUCACUCAAGUGAAAAAGGAGCCCAAGCUUCUUUCACGAAUGAUUCAUUGGAUGAUUUUCUUUCCGAGCGUGGAAUGAUAUUUUUAGCUAGCGAAGACAUAUCGAAAUAUUCUAUGGAAAGCAAAACCAUAUCGUCUGUAUCUAGCAAAACGUCGAAAAACCACGUACUAAAAAAUGUUUUGUCUUUAUUUAGAAGGAAAUCAAAACUUUGCGUAUCAUCAGAUCCUGGGCUUAAACAAUCUAAGGAGAGCAUUAAUUUAGAAUUAAUCCAUAUGUCGCGCCCUACUGUUUAUUCUUCUAGUAAUGCUGAUUCUGAAAUUAUAAAUAUGACAGCGAAGAGAAUUAAAGAUUCAAGGUCCUCUUUGUAAAGGACUCUCGUCUCUGUCUCUGUUCUUUCUUCUUAUCAUAUCGAUGGUAUGCACUAUAAUGGUUGCCAUCGUCGUAAUGUGCUCAUCGAUGAUGGUCCAGAGUUGUCCAGAUGUACAGGAAAGGUAGAAAGGUGUAGUUACCUGGAUAUAGAGCCUGUUCUGAUCGACUUAAUCGUGUAGAUAAGUGUGACUCACCAAAUACUGCGCCUAAUGGAUACGCCCACCUUGUUACUACCUAUAAGUAGAUAAAUGUAUUCUUCCGAUAUGGUCCAAUUUGUCAGUGUCAAGAUAUUUAUUAUUAGUUUUUUAAUUA
This is a messenger RNA of Hyposmocoma kahamanoa, 1604 nucleotides long. RefSeq lists its product as uncharacterized. The record is from RefSeq and is a predicted model, not a curated record. The coding region runs from base 5 to 1291 and encodes 428 amino acids. NCBI's taxonomy places the organism in Eukaryota, Metazoa, Arthropoda, Insecta, Lepidoptera, Cosmopterigidae. The transcript has a single exon.